Staurois parvus is the source of this 332-nucleotide messenger RNA. The record is from the annotation of a GenBank genome assembly. Lineage: Eukaryota; Metazoa; Chordata; Amphibia; Anura; Ranidae.
UACUGUGAGAGCUGUAAUUGGUCACAGCUUGUCACAUGGUACAAGGCUGUUGUGAAAAGCCUUGUACCAUGUAACCUCUUUGAUCAUUCACAGAUUUCACAAGUAGUAAGCAAUGAUGUCAGAAGUGACAUCUUGCUUACUACUACUACUAUUCAUGUGAUUAUUGAUUGGUCCGGGUAGGGGGAGUGUGCCCCGCCAUUUGUGGCCUCGACUGUCAAUCACCGGGUCCGGCUGGUGACUCCCCGGUGAUCUCUGAGAAUUACUGAGGGGGGAGAGACCUGUGUGUAAACAACACAGAUCUCUCCCCUGUCAGCUCUGCACACUGCUUUGUA